Molecule: messenger RNA, 1590 nt
Organism: Capsella rubella
Lineage: Eukaryota; Viridiplantae; Streptophyta; Magnoliopsida; Brassicales; Brassicaceae
Exons: 1
Coding region: 157-1362 (401 amino acids)
Source: RefSeq, a predicted model, not a curated record
UUAAUUUUUAUCAUCACUCCCUCUCUCUCUCUCUGGUCUGAAUUCACAAGAAUAAAGGAUCCAUUUUUAAUAUUUUGGGGGAAUGAGAGAUUUUUUACUCUCUGAUUUUUGAUUAAUCGAUCUCACAUUUCAUCAUCUGGGUUUCAAGUUUCGAGGAUGCCAGCGACGGAAUACCAAAGAUCAUUCGGGAGGUCUUUACUCAAUUUACGGCGUGACUCGGCUGUGAACUCUGUUGACUCGGCAUCAGUUACCGGCGGCGUCGGAGGACACGAGUUGAGUCCGAUGGAGGCGGAGUUGGAUUCGUUUCAGAGAAAAGUCGCUGAGAGGUUUAUCGAUCUCAAUGCCUCUGGUUGUGAAGAUCUGCUGUCUCUCGAAUGGGUUGGGAAGCUUCUCGAUUCGUUUCUGUCUUGUCAAGAAGAGUUUCGUGCCAUCCUGAUCAACCAUCGCUCUUUGAUCACUAAACCUCCCAUGGAUCGAUUGGUUGCCGAUUACUUCGAGAGAAGCGUCAAGGCUCUCGAUGUCUGUAACGCCAUCCGUGAUGGUGUUGAGCAGAUCCGUCAGUGGCAGAAACUAAUCGAAAUCGUUAUCUGCGCUUUCAACAACGGCGGUGGCGGAAGCAGCCAGAGACCUCUCGGGGAAGGUCAGUUCCGCCGUGCGAGGAAGACUUUGAUUGAGUUGGCUAUUGGUAUGCUUGAUGAAAAGGAUUCAUCUUCAAGCUCUGUUUCGUCUCAGCAUCGUAACCGUUCAUUUGGGAGGAACAAGGAUCAUCUCCAUCACAAAACCAUCGGGCAUUUCAGAUCGCUUUCCUGGAGUGUUUCAAGGUCAUGGUCAGCUUCCAAGCAAUUGCAAGCUAUAGGGAACAAUCUAGCUACUCCUCGAGCUAGUGACAUUACUGCAACUAAUGGUCUCGUUGUUCCGGUCUAUACAAUGACUUCGAUAUUGCUGUUUGUCAUGUGGGCGCUUGUGGCAGCGAUUCCUUGUCAAGACAGAGGCUUGCAAGUGCAUUUCAAUGUUCCUAGGAAUUACCCAUGGGGAGGCUCUUUGAUGUCGUUGCACGAUAGGAUCAUUGAGGAAUCGAAGAAGAGGGAGAGGAAGAACACUUGUGGGUUGCUUAAAGAGAUACAUCAGUUUGAGAGGAGCUCAAGGUUGAUGAAUGAUUUGGUUGAUUCUGUUCAGUUUCCUUUGUCGGAUGAGAAAGAGGUGGAAGUGAGAGAGAGGGUUGAGGAAUUGGGGAAGCUUCAAGAAGCUUUGAAGAAUGGUUUGGAUCCGUUUGAGAAGAAAGUGAGGGAAGUGUUCCAUCGGAUUGUUCGGAGCAGAACAGAAGGUCUUGAUUCUGUCGGAAAGCAUCACGGUUCUGAAUGAUGUUUUGUGAAAUUUUAAAGGGAAGGAGCAGGAUUUGUGUAUUUUGUAAGCAGUAUAACCUGGACAAGCUCAAGUGCGUAUCAGUUGUGCCUUUGCCUUGUCUGAAACUGAAUGAUUCAUGGAGAGCACAAUGCUGAAAGAGAAACUUCAUUUUUACAAUCUUUGUUGUUAUGUAUAAUUUUCUUACAAAAGAUUGUUAAUAUAUAUGUAUUUGGUUCUUUUUGGUAA